This is a messenger RNA of Photinus pyralis (common eastern firefly), 1526 nucleotides long. RefSeq names its product WW domain-binding protein 11. Gene Ontology annotation, cellular component: spliceosomal complex. Gene Ontology annotation, biological process: mRNA cis splicing, via spliceosome. The coding region runs from base 104 to 1501 and encodes 465 amino acids. The record is from RefSeq and is a predicted model, not a curated record. The transcript is spliced from 5 exons. Lineage: Eukaryota; Metazoa; Arthropoda; Insecta; Coleoptera; Lampyridae.
CGCUUCUUUUUGACAAUAUUUACAGAUGUCAUUUUAAGGAAAAAUAUUUAUUUAAUUGAUUGUAUUUGGAAUAAUUAAGCAGUAAACAAUCUCUUUUACGAGAAUGGGACGAAGAUCUAUAAAUACCACUAAAAGUGGUAAAUACAUGAAUCCAACAGAUCAAGCGAGAAAAGAGGCAAGAAAAUUGGAAUUAAAGAAGAAUAAGAAACAGAGGCAGAUGGUGAGGGCCGCCGUACUGAAAGGAAAAGAUCCCAUUCAAAUCCUCGACGAGUUGGAGAAAAUCGAUCAAAUGGAAUUCAAUGUCACCCAACCGUCACCACUAAACGAAAAGGUCUUGAAAGAUAAGCGAAAGAAACUACGUGAUACUUUGGAACGGGUGCUUAAUAUGUAUUAUAGGGACGAUCCGGACAAAUGGACCGAUUUAAAGCGAAAACAGGCAGAUUACGAACAUAAGAGGAACCAAAUCGUCGCCUUCUACGAGUCCGUGAAAACGGCGCAGCAAGUCUCGGUCGACGAGAUUCCGUUACCGCAAAUGCCCGAACAGCUGUCAAAUUUACCCGCGCAAAUUCCGCUACCGACGGAAAUUCAAAAACCGCAACACACAAUUUACUCGAUCGCGACUGCUCUCAAACUGCAAGCUUUGGGGCACACGAUUAGAGAACCGGCCGGCUGUCCUCCGGGUCCUCCGCCGGAAAUAAACAGCGACGGCGAAGACGUCGAAUACGCCAAACACCUUUUGAGGAUCGAUGAGGAAAUUGAGGAAUACAAUUCGGACAGUUCCGUCGAGGAUUCGGACGAAGACGGCGUCCCAUCCAAACCGACCUCCGUGCAACAAAAGAUGGUAGCGCUAUCCGGUCAAAACAUCGACGAUUUCAUGAAAGAAAUGGAGUCGGUGCAUAAAAAGCAAGAGAACGACAAAGACGACGAUAAACCUAGAGCUUCGGAACCACUUGCACCGCCCGGGACGGAUCCUUUACCGACAGUACCGGCCCAGACCCUCCCACAGCCACAAAUCCCGGCACCUCCCGCGCUGAUAUUCCCGGCACCGCUGCGACUACCCCCGGGUCCUCCGCCGGGACGACCGCUUUUACCGCCCGGUCCGCCACCCGGCUUACCGCAUCGUAUUCCGCUACGAAUGCCGCCCGCUCCCCCACGAAUGAUUCGCCUACCCGGCCCUCCUCCGAAUCUAUCUUUGGCGACGCCGAACGUCCUAUCGGCCGGACCUCAGCUGAUACGUAUAGAGUCGGGCAUCAAACAGGGCGCGACGAUAUCGGCGAAGCCGCAAAUACGAAAUUUGAGCGCCGACGUUACACGGUUCGUUCCGUCGGCGUUGCGGGUGAAGCGCGAGGACAAGAAACCGAAAUCGUCGAGUCGCGCCGCUCUCGCCAACGAACUGAAGCAGAAGGAGAUGCUGGUGCACAUUCCGAGCACGCCGACGAAACAAUUAACGAAAGACGACGCCUACAUGCAAUUCAUGAAAGAAAUGCAAGGUUUAAUUUAACAAUAAACAAUUUAUUUACACCUUA